UCAACACCUCGCCGGAAUCAAAAGUGUUUUGUUGUGUAUAGAAUAUGGAACGGUGGCAUGGAAGAAUAGCUGUAGUGACAGGUGCAAGUUCGGGAAUUGGUGCACAAUGUGCAAUGGAUUUGGCCAAAGUUGGAAUGAUAGUUGUUGGUUUGGCUCGUCGGGAAGGACUUGUAGCAGACCUUCGAGAGGAAUUACCUGAAGAUGCCAAAUAUCGACUUCACACACUGAAAUGUGACGUAACGAAAGAGUGUGAUGUGAAUAAAGCUUUUUCUCGAAUAAAAGAAAAAUUCGGUGGCAUUGAUGUGCUUAUUAAUAAUGCGGGAAUAUUUCGUCAGACAAGUCUGGUAGCUGAUGAUAAUGUGGCGGAACUACAAGCAGUUUUGAUGACAAAUGUUAUGGGCAAGGUGCAUUGUACACGUGAGGCUUUCAAAAGUAUGAAGGAGAGGAACGUCGAUGGGCAUGUGGUGAAUAUGAACAGUACCUGGGGUCAUAAAGUCGUACGCACUGAAGGUCAUUCGUAUAAUAUGUACAGUCCGUCGAAACAUGCAAUUACCGCUUUGACAGAAGCAUAUCGUCAAGAGUUUUAUGACAAUAAUACAAAAAUCAAAAUAACGAGUUUGUCCCCCGGUUUUGUGGAUACAAAUAUAAAUCUGAGGAGAGUUUCUGAUUGUUCACCAUCGUUAAAAGUAAAAGAUGUUUCAAAUGCUAUUAUGUACAUAUUAUCAACUCCUGUUGGUGUUGAGAUUACGGAACUAAGUAUGAAAGCAACGAGUGACAAUUCAUAUUUGUAAGACUAAGAAUUUUUUUUUAAUUUAGUUUUAAGCCUAGUCAUUAUACACAUCGAUUUGAAGUGUAUUAAAAUAAAAAUAAGAACACAACGUAAGGAAACUAAAAGAUCAAUUCAUUUCAAAG
Molecule: messenger RNA, 912 nt
Organism: Eupeodes corollae
Lineage: Eukaryota; Metazoa; Arthropoda; Insecta; Diptera; Syrphidae
Product: farnesol dehydrogenase
Exons: 3
Coding region: 45-791 (248 amino acids)
Source: RefSeq, a predicted model, not a curated record